CGGCGACUUUUGUCCAAACGGACUCAAACGUCAACAUUUACGAGCGAGGCAAAAAUUCACGUGAUGCGACUGUUUUCCGACUGCGCAAUUAGAGUUAAGUUUACAAUUGUCGGACCGACACACGAUACGCCUCUUUAGAUCUUGUCUACGUGGAGCGUGUUUUGCAGAAAGCUCGGUGAAUAGGGCAUACAGAGAACCAACGGAAGUUUCUGAAGAGAGAAAGCACAAAAGUCGGUAGCGUCGGCGCUGAGAGGGGAAUACCUUUGCUACGUCAUCACCUUAUUACCAUGGGUGGCCGCCACAGGAGGAAGUCGGAAACUGCCUAAAUGAGUUGGGCAGCCCAGAGGAGUACAACUCUCCGAGGGCGUCCGUCCGGUAGUCAGCGAGACUGGCGGGGGUAUAAAGCCGCACGUGUCGAGCCAACCGCAGUACAGCACAGCCAACAGCGUCGGAAACAUCGUCCUCAUCCAACCGCAGCCCAGAAGCAACAGUUUUACUCUUAAUUCCGCCGACUUUUAAACUGAGAAACACAGAGAGGCUAAUGAGUUCAAAGGCGUUGUUAUUUACCUUCUCGCCACUUCUGCUGGUGUUUUCGUUUUGCCGGUCAGUGCCGAUAGACGACGUGAGGGACGCGAUGGACAGGUCGGUUUCGGCUAACAUUGCCGACGUAGCGGUCGGAAACUUUCCGAUGACUGCCGACAUAACAAGAACAAGGCGAUCGCUUCCGAGCGACGACGUCCCGGACUUCGGCUCGGGGGAAGACCCCCUCUUGACGGGUCUUGCGCCCUCGCACGAUUCCUCUGAGGACUCUGAGGUCACAAGAGACAACAGAUGGGAAAGAAAUAUCGACGACGAUAUCGUGCGGAUGAGGCAGCUGUACUGCCGAGCUGGCGGGCAUCACCUACAGAUCCUCCCCGACGGGAGCAUCAGAGGCACCAGGCACAGCGGAGAUCAGUACGCUGCGUUAGAGAUGGCCCCGGUCCACUUCCGCGGCGUCAUGAGAAUCAAGGGCUACGCCACCGGCCUGCACCUCUGCAUGGACGCUAGGGGGCGCCUCUACGGAUCGUCCGUGUUCACGGAAGAGUGUAAGUUCCGUGAGACCCUGGAGGAGAACCUGUACAACACGUACUACUCCGUCCUGUACGGCACCAGGAGGAAACGCUGGUAUGUGGCCCUCAACAAGCAAGGCCGGCCCCGUAACGCACUGCGCACCAAGCGGAAACACUUGUCCACGCACUUCCUACCGAGACGGGUGUAGGGGGACAUGGGUUUACACUGAACCUUCUCCACUUUAUUGUUGCACAGUGCACUUGUCAAUGCAAACCUGUUGGGUGUAUACAUUAUCAUAUGUUAGAUACCCAAUGUUCAUACGUUGGUCUGGGGAGGAGAAUCUCUUCCUUUUUAACAUACAUUUACAUUGGCAUCAUAUAAAUCAGAUACCCGUGUCGGUGGGAUGCCCCCCAAGAUUGAUAUCGACAAGUGCAUAUGACUUCUCUACGUCAGUGUUAUUUUGUUUCGUGAUGAAAUGGUAAUAUAACAAAAAGAGAUUAAUUUUGCUGUAAAGUGUUAUCUAAUAUUACCGUCUGGUACGGUUUUAUGGAACUUUAUUUAUUGUUUUAAAUAUAUAUUGUUUGUUAGAAAAAGAGUUGAAUGUAAAAGGGCUGCGCCCUACGUGUGUUACAGAGCCAUGGGGAUACAUAGGUAGUGCUGGCACUAGAGAUACUCUAUAUAUUUUACAAUAAUCCAGAACUUAUGUAGUACUGAUAGAGCCUUUCCUAAUAUAUAUUCCCUCUACAGACAUCUAAUCUACUACGUAGAUCAGAUCUAGAAACCAUCUAGUUUUCCUUUAGAAUGACAUUGUCUUAGUGUCAUAAAGUAGCAGAACGCCUUUUAUUCCUGAAAGCAGACUGUGUAGGAGUGGGCAUCACCUCGCAAAUAAUUUUUGGCAUUCGAAAUAAGCGGCCAAGCCAACUCUGUUGUUCUAUGCAAUGAUUUGCCAUGCUAUCUACCUCAGUGCCAGUGGCAUUGUACCUGUUCUUUCAUGCCAUCCAUAAAGGCAUCUCCGUCGAUAUCCGAUUGAAACUGCCCUAAAGGUGUGCGGUAGUGUAGCCUGUCACCUGCAGCCUAUAUUUAGUAUACGACGCUCUGUUAUGACUGACAGUAGAAUCCAUUGCUCUCGAUAUGACGACCGGCUUUUAAACUCCUCAUCUGCUAGUCGGAGAACAUUUGUUGCGACGUUAGCUAGUAAUAGUACCCCAUGUUUGCUUCGACAUUGAAAGUGUGACAAAACGGUGGCUAACCGCUCCACUGUGCUGAGAUAUCUCAUGUAUUCUGUUCUUCACCAAUGGCUCUGAGCCUUCCUAUGA
Messenger RNA from Branchiostoma floridae (Florida lancelet), 2366 nucleotides. RefSeq names its product fibroblast growth factor 16-like. The transcript is spliced from 3 exons. Gene Ontology annotation, cellular component: cytoplasm. Gene Ontology annotation, molecular function: fibroblast growth factor receptor binding; growth factor activity. Gene Ontology annotation, biological process: animal organ morphogenesis; positive regulation of cell population proliferation; positive regulation of gene expression. Bases 542 to 1258 code for a protein of 238 amino acids. Lineage: Eukaryota; Metazoa; Chordata; Leptocardii; Amphioxiformes; Branchiostomatidae. The record is from RefSeq and is a predicted model, not a curated record.